This is a messenger RNA of Paramecium sonneborni, 1643 nucleotides long. The record is from the annotation of a GenBank genome assembly. NCBI's taxonomy places the organism in Eukaryota, Ciliophora, Oligohymenophorea, Peniculida, Parameciidae.
UUAAUAUAUGACUACAGUGUCUGUGGAUUUUUUGCAACAGAUUACUCUUCUCGGUAAGCAAUAUUUAUUAAUAUUUAUAGACCCGAUGAAUAGGAAGCAAACUAUCACAGAGUUAAAGAAGGUCCUCACGAAGCCUUUGCUAUUGUCAGAUUAUAAAAAAAUUUGGAAAGCACUUUAUUAUGGUAAAGCAAUUUAAAAUUGUAAGCAAUGUGGAGUUCUGACAAGUAUCAAAAUCAAUAGAUUCUUGCAUCUGAAAUUUCAUAAUUAACAAGAAUGUUUUAUUCUAAUUUCACUGCAUUUAUCUAAUUCUCUAGAGCGAUGUUCCAUGUAUUUAUGCUUGAAUGGGAGAAGAUAGAUUAUUGGAGAAUUAAUAAAUUUAUGCUUUUAUUUAGAGAAAUCAUAGAAGAAUAAAUUAAAAUAUGCAAACAUUUUAAUUGGAAGACAGUUCCUUAAUUAAUUGCCUUAUAUAAUGAGACUGUUUUAAAUCUAUCAGAAUUUUAGACAGGUAUUAUUGCAUAUAAUUAACUUUUUUAGUUUAAGGAGCUACUUUACACUUCAUCCAAAUAUUUGUUUAAUGUAUGGCUAAACAUAUGAGUGAUUCCACAGUUACAUAUAUAUAAGUGAAAGAACUAAUUGAUGGUUUCUUAGAUAUUUUAAAACAUAGUCCAAAUAAAACACUUAGAGAUAAAACUAUAUAAUAUGUAUAUGAAUAUAUAGAAGAAAAAUAAUCUAAUGAAACAUAUUUAUCAGCUUUUGAUUCCAAAAGAUAUGGCAAUCAUGUCUUUAAAUUAGCUUCAUAAGAGUAAUAUAAUUCUUAUUAUUUAUAGAAAUGUUAAUCCUUAAAAUAGAAAAUCACUUUAUAGAGUUGCAGAAAUAUUUCAUUUUAAAGAAGAAUAAGAUGAAUCACCUUAAAUGGAAGUGGAGGAAGCACCAAAAAAGAAAAAGAAAAAAAAUAAUUAAGAUAUUCAAUAAAUACAAAAAUCAAAAGAAAAACAAUAAUUUGAAGAUAAUAAUGUAUAAUAAUAAUAAAAUGAAGAAUAAUUAUUCAAUUAGGAAUAAGAAUAAGAAGAAUAAGAGUAAUAGUAACAGUAAUAAGAACAACAAUAAGUGACUUAGAUAACUUCAUAAGUAAUAAAAAAAAAUGGAAAAGAAAAAGUACCUAAAGAAAAAGAUUAAUAAUAACAAUAAUCAAAUACAAAAGCAAAAUAAAAGGAAGAGAAAGCAAUUUUAAAAUUACAUAAGAAAUAAGAAGAAUAAAUUAAUUCUCAAUAUAUGCAAGAUAGUCCUAUUCAAGAUGAAGAUGAAACUAUUGAAGGUGAUGAUUAUAGUGAAGUACGAAAGAAUCCUAACAAGUUAAAAACACUAAAAGAAAUUAUGAAUUCUGUUCCUGUAUAUUUAUUUAUGAAUCCAGCCGAGAAACGUAAAUACUUUAAAUCUAUCAAUAUGAAAUUUUAAGAAGCUUUGUAAAAAGAAAAAGGAACUCAUUGCACACAUAAUAAGAAUGUCCACUUUGACUUAGCUAAAAAUAAAGUGAAAAGUAAUAAUGAGAAUUUAUUAUAUUAGCUUUUAAAUAAACAGACAAUGUGCUCAGAAUUUCUAAGUCAUGAAUUUGAUAUUUUAUAUGUAUAAAAAAUAUGGUAGAG